Messenger RNA from Funneliformis mosseae, 285 nucleotides. The record is from the annotation of a GenBank genome assembly. Lineage: Eukaryota; Fungi; Glomeromycota; Glomeromycetes; Glomerales; Glomeraceae.
AUGAGUAACUAUGAAAAACAAAACCUUUUAUGCAAUAAUCAAUCACUAGAAAAAGAAAUAGAAGAAGUAGAAUAUGUUUUACAGGAUUCAACUUCAGAUAAUAUUGAGAGAAGUAUAUUAAGAGAAAAUACUAUUAAUAAACAAGCUGUUAGUAACAAUAAUGUAGAAUUAAAUAAUGUAGGACCAAAUAAUAAAAAUAAUAUAGAGCUAGAAAAUGUGAAAAUAAAUACUUAUCAAAAAGAUGCCAUAUUUCAAUCAACUAAUAACAAAAGCAAUUUUAUUUGA